This is a messenger RNA of Amoebophrya sp. A120, 2556 nucleotides long. Lineage: Eukaryota; Dinophyceae; Syndiniales; Amoebophryaceae. The record is from the annotation of a GenBank genome assembly.
AUUUCUGGGCGAUGGAUAGUACUACUACUGCUGGUGCCCCCUCGCAGCUGAUGUCCGCCGCCACAGCUGCUCCGUUAUUUGUCUUGCAGCUACAGGAAAAUGAUCAAAAUAAGACUCAAGGGCUUCGGCGUUCCGACGAUUAUAAUUCCGAUAAUGGUCCUCGUCCUGGAGCCAGCUCCAGCACGAGAACAUCUGACACCUCAACCACAGUGGCCUUCCGCACUUACUCGAGAAGCAUCUUCGAGCAAAUCCACACCGUGGUGGAGCUAUGCAUUGCCAAAGUAUCAUACUCGUAUGAUAAGUUGCAGCGAUGCAUGACAAAUCUAAGUCCUUAACUUUUCCAGCAUGACAAAUUGCAUAUUUUCUUCUUGCAAAAAAAAUUUAUUGUGAUGCAACUUAUACUAGUACGAUACUCCUGCAAUGCAUAGAAGCAAAUGGUCCAGGCUUUCGACAAGACUUACAAGACCGUCAAGCACCAGGCGCUCCGGUUCCGCGGGUACUGUUUGGGCAUUUCCCUGCUCUUCUUCAGUUUCUUCGUGAACCAUAUGCAUUGCAAAAGUAUCGCACUCGUAUAAAUGCAUUGCAAAUGUCCUCAGCAUGAGAAAUAAAAUCUGCACUGCGGAUUUACCUUGAGAAAAAACUUUGUAAUGCAUGAUUGCAAUUACUACGAGCACGAUACUUCUGCACAGGAUAAACCACUUGGAGCUACCGUUCGUGCUCCGGCACCACCCCGUCGGGGACCAAGUGUUGAAAUACGCGCAGCGACUGUCCUUCGUCUGGAACUUGGCCAUCGGGAUCGGCUUGGCCCAGGUGAAAAAGAACCCGAACCUGUUACUCCCGACCAGCUGGGUCUUUUGCCGGCUGUACCUGAUUGUCGCGCUUUUUUUCGCUUUGGGGACCAAUUUACGGCGGCUGCAGAUUUACCUCUUCAUGUCCAUCGCGAACCUGUCCAAGUGGUUUCUAGUCCAUAUGACGCGAUCCGCUGUUACAAUGUCAAAUACAAACGUUACUACAAUAGAGUCAGUCUGGAACAAUAAUCUGUCUUGUGUGAUCAGCAUGACAGAGUGUAGCUCUACCGCUUGUAUUUGCAAUAAAAGUUUCUCCAGAUUGAUUAUCAUGCGGUUUGGGACUCCAGAAGAACUUGUCUGUCAUGCGUACUAUUCCUGUCAGAGUAGGCCAGAUCUUCGUGCACUUUUUGCGUCACAGAUUUUCAUAGCUAUUGCAACGUUUGAGAAUUACAAUUAUGUGAUUGUAUUUGUAACAGGUGAGCAGGUUAUAGUCCAGUACGAGAAGCGGACGGGCACGAGGGUGGUGGACGUCAGAAUACCGAACUUUGAAGAACUAUGGGGGUGUCAGGAUCGAAAUCCGCAAAACUGAAAUAAUCUGUAAUCGUAAUGCAAAAGAGCGAUACCAGCUGGAGCCCAGUUCGUUAGUGGCACAUGACAAAUUUUGGCAGCACGGAAAUCCAAUUUGUCAUGCUGUUUGAGCAGAGAAGACUAGACUGCUUUUCUCAUGCUAUUUUAGCAGCUCUAUCUCACACCCCAAAGAGGGUUAUAAUCGGCCUCAGAUGCCUGCUCUGCAAGACAGGCACCUUGCGUCUAGCAUUUCAUGCAUCACAUCAAACUAUAAUUUCAACUUUGACGAUUUCAAUCCUGACACUCCCAUAAGAACAGUUUUUUGACGAGGAAGAUGUAGCCGCGAGUGACCUUCUUUUCGAGGAAGAAGUUGUAGAAACUGGUUUUACGAGAAAUCCGCUUUACCCGACGAGCAAGGAAGCAGUUUCGCAGAGUCUGCAACAACCACUGCUCUCGCUAUCAAAGCCGUACGACGCGGGAAGGAUUUUUGAAGAUGUCGCGAGCAAAAGAUCGAUGGUGCAAGGUGAACAGGAGCCACGACCAGAAGGUGUACCACAUGAAAUAUUAAGACCACGAGGAGCUGGACGAUCAAUAGCCGCUCCUUCUUCAGUAGCACCAGCAGCUGCUCAGGGGGAGCUGCCGGGCAUCAUGAGUAGUACAACUAACACAUCUUCAGACCAACUUGUGCUUGUUCCUACUUUCGCAGGAGAGCACCGACCUGGUCUGAGUAGAGACCCGCGAGUACGAGGGUCUGGCGAAGUAGUCGAUCGCGACACGACGACCAGGGACAGGAUUUUUAUAGACCCGAGCAGGAACACGAACAACUACAACAAGAACAAAUGGGCCACCAGCACCUCCUCCUGCUCCUCCGAGGGAGCUCCUGCAGAAGCAGAGCCCCCGCUUGUUCCGAAUGAAGAUCGGAACAUCAGGAACAGCUUUGGAGAUCGUGACCACGACACGACCCUGCGGUCUACUUCCUCCUCACUCGUGUUGCAGCGCGGGCCGUCGUUAUCGUCGUCUCGAUUGACUGACCCGGUGGUCGUCGGAGAAAAUGACAUGAUGAGCAGUGCUGUCACUGUAGUGGUCGAGAACAAUAGCGAAGAUGGCCUGUUUACAGCACCAGAACCCACCUCCGCAACGGGUGGACCGCCGCGCAGGAGCACGACAGUAAAAAACCUCACACAUGAUCGUGAUUCAAAGC